GCCGAGCCGCGCCGAGCCGCGCCGCGCCGGGCGGCCCGGGCUCCCCGCCGCCAGCAGAGAGGCUCCGUCGCGGCUCUGCUCCAAAAUGCACAGAACCACCCGGAUAAAGAUCACGGAGCUCAAUCCCCACCUGAUGUGCGCCCUGUGCGGCGGCUACUUCAUCGACGCCACCACCAUCGUGGAGUGCCUGCACUCCUUCUGCAAAACCUGCAUCGUUCGCUACCUGGAGACGAACAAGUACUGCCCCAUGUGCGAUGUCCAGGUGCACAAAACCAGGCCCCUGCUCAGCAUCAGGUCAGACAAAACCCUGCAGGAUAUAGUGUAUAAACUGGUCCCGGGGCUUUUCAAAGACGAGAUGAAGCGGCGGCGCGACUUCUACGCCGCCUACCCCGUGGCGGAGGUGCCCAACGGCUCCAACGAGGACCGCGGCGAGGUCGCCGAGCAGGACAAGGGCGGCCUGGCGGACGACGAGAUCGUCAGCUUGUCCAUCGAGUUUCACGAGGGAACGAGCAAACUCGGGCUCCUUCCUCUCCCGGUUCCCGACGCCCCGUGUUUGAUCCCCUCCCCGCCGUUCCCGGCUUUUUCCUCCCCGCUUCCUCGCGGUCUCGCGUUUGCUUUUCUCCCCCCUCCCCGCCCCGGCAGAGAGGAGAAGAGCGGCGCCGUGGAGAACGGCGACGCGCAGAAGGAGAAGAGGACCGGCGUGCGCUUCCUGCGCUGCCCGGCCGCGAUGACCGUCAUGCACCUGGCCAAGUUCCUCCGCAACAAGAUGGAUGUGCCCAGCAAGUACAAGGUGGAGGUGCUCUACGGGGACGAGCCGCUGAAGGAGUAUUACACGCUGAUGGACAUCGCCUACAUCUACCCCUGGAGGCGGAACGGGCCGCUGCCGCUGAAAUACCGCGUCCAGCCCGCCUGCAAGCGCCUCAAGCUCUCGCAGCCCCCCAACUCCGAGGGCACCAACACCAGCGGCGCCUCCGAGUGCGAGUCCGGGAGCGACAAGGCGCCCAGCCCCGCGGCGCUGCCCCCCGCCGCCGCCGCCGCACCGCCCGGCCCCGCCGCGCCGACCCACGGCUCGCCCGGCUCCAGCGGCCCCGCCGGCACCGGGCCCCUGCUCAACGGCACCUCGAACUGCCCCCCGCUGCCCCCCGCGGCCCCCCGCUGCCGCAAAACGACUCUCAACGGCGGCACGGCCAAUGCCUUGACCUAAGAGCCACGCUGGCCCCGCUUUUAUAUAUCUAUAUAUAUUAUAUAUAUAUACAUAUAUAUGUGUACAUAGGGAGAAAAAAAAAUUAUACAUACUUAUUUUCUAUUGAUUGACCAGAUUAAUUUAAGAUGCAAAGAAGACACAUAAAUGUGGUUGGAUAUUUUUAAAUGUUUUUUUUUUUUCUUUUUAAUUAUUAUUUUUCAUUGUUUUAACUUAAUGCAAGCUGCAUGCCGGAGCCAGGCGUCCCGCAGGCGCUGCCGUCUGCUUUUGCUCAUUUUCUGUAACGCUUUUCCCUCUUCUCCCCCCAACCCCCCGGCCUCUCGCGCCGCCCGGAGAGACGGGGCCAUAAGCAGAGGAGCCCGGAGGCGCAGGUAAGGGCCAAGCACAGGUAAGGGCCAAGCACAGAAGCCAAAAUCUCCCCGUCCGUGCAGCCGGGGCGCCGCGGCUUUGCCUCGCCAUGUCUUUACCUUGCCGUGCACAUUGCUGUUUAUUUUUUUAUUAUUAUUAUUUAUUUUGCUUCCCCUGUGUGGUUUCUAGCCAGUGUUUCAGGCUCUGAUCUAGCAAAGCCUUCUCGUUAUGCACAGUAAGUAAGCUUUUCGCCCCCCCUUUUUUUUCCCCUCCGCUCAGCUAAAGAUCGCGCUCGCGCCUCGGCGCUGCACGUCCCCGCGGGGGAUGUGGGAGCACGAGCCCCCUUGCACAGCGUUUGCCCCUUUGCAAGGGCGGCCGGGGAGCGACCGUCCCACCCUCUCCUCCUGUCCCCGCGGUGCAUUUUUUUUUUCCAAAAAAUAAACGACUACAGUGCCUUUAGCCAGGAGGUUUUCGGGGAAGGGUGAGCGCGGGAAGGUGCUGCCGGGCUUUGGGCACGGGCCUGCGCGCUCCGGGGAGAGGGGACCGAGUUUCCACAUUGCAAAAGCACACGAUUCCCCGGGGGCAUGCGGAGCCCUGGGGGGGUUAUCUUUUAUCCCCCUCCAUUGGGGGGGUGGAUGAACGGCAAAAAAAAAAUAUAUAAGCAAGUGCCUGCAGAGCCCAGGUGGUGGCGCGGGAGGGGGAUGCUGCGGCGGCGGUGUGACGGCACACGGAGAACCAAAGGAAAACAGCAUGGGAAUUGUAUGAACUCCAAAGGUCAGGAAACGUGGGAUGUCACUCUUGUUAUUUUUCUUCUUUUUUCCCCCCCUUUUUUUAAGUAGUGCACCCCCCAUGAUGAACUUUACAGGCAUCUUUGCAAGCACAGCGGCCGCCCGGGCAGCGCUCGCGGGGGCUGCCCGGUCCGUCCCGCCGGCGCGCGGUGCCCGCGGGUCUGCCGCCCGGGGCCGGACCAUGGGCUGGAAGCGUGUCGGGGAGGGGGGCUCCAUUCGUCUCGACUUUGACACCCCUUUUUUCCUUGUAAAUAGGCCAAAAUGGACUGAGGGAGGCGGCAGAAGUGCCUCGACCUGGGGUUUGCGUGGGGCGUCGGGGAGGCGGUCGUUUUUUCUUUUUUUCUUUUUUUCCCUAUAUGGUACAAACCAAAUUGCUCUGUACGUUUGCAUCCUGUACGACGUUUUAAUGUCCUGUAAUAUAUUCUGAUAUUCACGUAUCGUUAUGGGUUAAACAUUUGUAUAACUAUACAGCUUUGUAAAUGUAAUAAACGCCGCAGACUGUCA
Molecule: messenger RNA, 2841 nt
Organism: Rhea pennata
Lineage: Eukaryota; Metazoa; Chordata; Aves; Rheiformes; Rheidae
Gene: PCGF2
Product: polycomb group ring finger 2
Exons: 10
Coding region: 86-1204 (372 amino acids)
Biological process (GO): negative regulation of transcription by RNA polymerase II
Cellular component (GO): PRC1 complex
Molecular function (GO): promoter-specific chromatin binding
Source: RefSeq, a predicted model, not a curated record